AUGCAGUAUAGAGAUUUUUCGCUCCAAGCCAUUUUGCUUAAUCCGUUUACCGGACCGCGUUACGCGGUAUGCGUUAUGCGAGUCGGUCGCGGCACGCGGUACGCGGAAAGGCAUGGCGAGGAAAAUGGAAAAACUUGCGAGAUGCGAGAUAGCUACAUGAAGCAACGUAGACUUCUGAAGGAAAAGGAAAGUGGUGACGCAGCUACAAAAGUCCAUAAAUGGAAGUUCUUUGAUAUUCUGUGGUUUCUGGAACCAUACAUAGCUGGAAAUGAGGCCGACACUAAUGUUCCCGAUAUUGAAGAAACGGGCGAUAACGAUUCGUACACUGGUACACAUAGUGUUAAUGAAGAUAACGGGUCUGAAGUUAGCUCCAUAAUUAGUGAACCUAUGCCACUGGAAACAGCAGCUUCAUCAGUUUCGCCUACCCCAAGCACAUCUACUGGAAGAGUCGGUAAAACUCCAAAGAAAAGUGGAAAACGACACUUAGUAGAGGAUACUUCUUCAAUUGAAUCAGCUCUGACUGAUUUCAUUAAUGAAAGCAAAAAGAACCACGAAGAUCUUAAAGGAAAUACGGAAACUAAUCCCGAUGAGCUGCUAUUUGCAAGUUAUGCCAAGCGUAUGAAGGAACUACCAAAGUCUUUUUUAACGCCGAAAAUCAGGGUGGAAUACAGAUUCCAGUAA
Molecule: messenger RNA, 681 nt
Organism: Lottia gigantea (owl limpet)
Lineage: Eukaryota; Metazoa; Mollusca; Gastropoda; Lottiidae
Exons: 4
Coding region: 1-681 (226 amino acids)
Source: RefSeq, a predicted model, not a curated record